CAUGGCUACAGCCAGUAGCAUCGCUGCAUCGCUGGCAAGUAAAACGAAAACGAAGAAAAAACAUUUCGUGGCUCAGAAAGUCAAGCUGUUUCGAGCCAGCGACCCUCUGCUUAGUGUGCUCAUGUGGGGAGUCAACCACUCGAUAAAUGAGUUGAGUCACGUUCAAAUCCCCAUCAUGCUGAUGCCUGAUGACUUCAAGGCCUAUUCGAAGAUCAAGGUGGACAACCACUUGUUUAACAAGGAGAAUAUGCCAAGCCACUUUAAAUUCAAGGAAUAUUGCCCUCUUGUUUUCCGUAAUUUGAGAGAAAGGUUUGGCAUUGAUGACCAGGACUUCCAGAACUCUCUGACCCGGAGCGCACCCCUUGUUAGUGAGGCUCAGGGCCGUAGCGGUGCCCGCUUUCACACGUCCUAUGACAAGAGAUACGUCAUCAAGACCAUCAGCAGUGAGGACGUAGCCGAAAUGCACAACAUCCUUAAAAAGUAUCACCAGUUUAUUGUGGAAUGUCACGGUACCACCCUGCUGCCACAGUUUCUUGGCAUGUACCGCAUUACCGUAGAUGGAGAUGAAACCUAUAUGAUUGUCACACGCAACGUCUUCAGCCAUCGCCUGUCUGUCUAUAAGAAAUAUGACUUGAAGGGAUCUACUGUUGCUAGGGAGGCAAGUGACAAGGAGAAGGCGAAGGAGCUGCCUACCUACAAGGAUAACGACUUCAUCAACGAUGGACAGAAAAUAUACAUUGAUGAGGAAAAUAAAAAGAUAUUUCUUGAGAAGCUGAGGAAGGAUGUCGAGUUCCUGGCACUGCUGAAGCUGAUGGAUUACAGCCUUUUGGUGGGGAUCCAUGAUGUGGAGCGAGCGGAACAAGAGGAAGUGGAAAGUGAGGACAAUGAAGGAGAUGAUGAAGGAGAGAGUGAUGGAGGGAUUGUUGGAACACCUCCAGACAGCCCAAGCAACACUCUGGACAGCACGAAACCCCUUUCACCAGGAGACUUUGACCCUACUAUUGAUGUCUACGCAAUAAAAAGCCACGACAACUCUCCUCGGAAAGAAGUCUACUUCAUGGCUGUAAUCGACAUAUUGCAACAUUAUGAUGCCAAGAAGAAAGCAGCUCAUGCAGCCAAAACAGUCAAGCAUGGAGCUGGAGCAGAGAUCUCUACUGUCAACCCGGAGCAGUACUCUAAGAGAUUCUACGAUUUCAUUACCACCAUUCUGCCCUAAACUGGAGCAAAACCCACAGGGGUCAAAGAGGGACGCUGAUGGAGGAGUGCCCAACGUACUCACCUACCCUUACAGCAGCUACAACCACCAUUCGUUUACAUUUUUUAUUUGUUUUUUUGCUGUUUUGUGGGACCAUAAGUGUGAUGAAACAGUAACAAGUAUAAAUCUUUGUGGGAGCUAUGGAAUUAUUAUUAUUAUUUUUUUUUUUUUCCUUUCCUGAUGCAUGUCCCUCAUGGCAUUUUUAAUUCAUAUGCGUUAUUUUGCCUUCAUUUUAAGUGAAAAGGGGGAGACAAAGAGGGAGAGAGCGCAAAUGUGAUGGUGUAUGUGGCUCAGUGAAUGGACAUAUACAUGUAGAAUGAAGUCAUUCAGAAUGGAGGCUGAGAAGGAAAGGAGCUUUCAACUGCUGUAGAAUUCACAAAAAAAAAAAAAAAAAGGAAAUGUGAAGCUAUCCCAUGCAAAAUUCACCCCCAGUUCAUCAGAUAUGCUUUUACAUGCUUUUUACACGCUUGACCAGAAACCACAUUGCAUCAGUUUGCCCCUUGCUCUUCUUCCCCGGUUAAACCUUACCUCUUUUUCCACCUUUCUGUUUCUGUCCUACUCAUAUACUUUCUUUAACCCGAAUCUUCCCUGUUCCCGUCUACUGUUUGUGUAGUUUUCUAGUUAAAAGCUGCAGCACUUGGAGAUGAACAUACUUUCCUCAUAUUAACACGUUUCUUCAUGUUAAUUCUCUGAAAUCAUGGCUCUCCUCCUCUGAACAGACUGACUGCAAAGAAAACGCUCCUGAGCUCCAUUCACAUUCACGAAGGAAUGCACCUUCUGACGCUUGCAUGUUCCUACAGUGUUUCACACGAGUGUGUGUUGGUGUUUUAUUUUCUUUUUUUUUAAUUAUUUUUGUGUGUGCGUGUUGUUUAUAUGGCCUGUAAUAGAGUUGAGAUGAUUUGUCUAUAAUUUUGCAUCAUGAAAAGGCAUCCUAAUGAACUGAACAGAAGCAACAGCAUUGGUGGCAAUCACUUCAGUCUGUAAAAUCUGUUACGGGAAUGAUCUUUCAUUUGCCAUCAGCACCUUAAACUGUUGCACUUUUUUUUUUUUUUGGUUGAAACUAGGAUCUUUUGGUCUGUUACAUACUGCAACAAUAGCACUAUGAGGCACUAUUGAAUGCAGCCCGUGGAUUUAUGUCGUCACAAGUAUGCUUGUUCUAGGCAGAAAACCCAUAGUUUACCUCUUGCGUCAUUUUAACAAAUACACACUCAUUGCUGUAAUGUUAGCUACAGUGUUCAUUGGGGGAGUUUGAAAGAAGGAGGGUGGGGGUCCUGUGUGUAGGCUAGUGUGAAAUUUCUUUUGCCAGUUUUGUAAACUUUGUUUUACACUGGCAGUCAAGUCAACAGUGUAUUGUAUAUUUUGCACAGAAAUGAACUAGAAAUUGAAUCCCUUUUGGCUUGGUAGAGUGGUAUUUUGGGGGGGGGAUGCCACGCCUGUAUAAAAUGGUCUCAUAACUGAUUCGCAGUCGAAUUCGAGUCGACUCUUAAGAAAAGGUUAUGAAUUGUGAUUUUUUUUUUUUUACUCCAUUCAUUACAAAGCCCUGCGAAAUUGCUCAUUUUCAACGAAUUUUGCAUGAAAUUGGUAUUAUCGCUAUCGAUAUGUUGAAACACCUACAAAACUUCUGACUCUUUAGAAUCAGCAUUUUCCUAUCUGUUGGUUCAGUGUAAUUAGUUUGAAUUAAAUGCACAGGUUUUUUAAAUUUUUUUUUUUUAUUAUUAUUAUUUGCAUUUUUAAUUUGUACACGGAAAUUGUCCGCAUUUUUAAAACAGCACAUCCCUAUCGAGUGAAGUGUUCUGAUAAAUGAAGAAUGUUACUGUUUUGAUUUGUGCAGUACUGUAAAGUUUUGUUUUUUGUUUUUUGUUUUUUUAAAUAAUGCAUGUCGCAUUUGUUGUUGUUUUUUUCCCCACCCCCUGUUCAGCCGUGUGUAAACGCCAUCCCUCUUCUAAAAGAAGAAAAAACAAACAAGCAAACAAACAACAACAACAACAAAAAAAAAGAUUUCUGAUGGUCUUCUACCUGCUUUAUACUGUGUCAGCAAUGUAUACACUGUGCAAGAGUCGUGCCUUUUUACUCCAAAUUACUUAAUUUUGUAUUAUUAAUCUUUUUUUCUUCUUCUUUUUUUUUUUUUUUCAAAAGUGAAAAAAAUAUUUUCUAAUAUCUGUGUGGUUGACAAAAAAAAAAAAAUCCCCAGGCUUUUAUUUUAUUUUAUUUUAUUUUAUUUUAUUUUAUUUGUUGUUACCUGUUUGGCUGUGUAUGGGAAUAACAUUUAAACCAUUAACACCUUUGAGUUCCAGCAGUGAAAAAUAGCCCUGUGAAAGCUAUGUGGGACUUCUGUCAUAAUGUUUAUUAUUAUUAUUAAUUUUUUUUUUUUUUUUAUCAAUUUAACCUCAGUAUUAUCAUUAAUCCGAACUUUUUUUGCUUUUUUUAUGUUUUCUUUUUUAUUAUUAUUAUUUGUUUUGACCAAUUUGCGCAGUGGUUCUAUUAUAUAUAUUUUUUCUUUUAAGUGUUCAUUUUUGGGAACAGGAGAAAGAGAGGGGGGGGGAAUUAUGACUCUCCUUUCAGCCGUCGUGGUCUUCGCAUUUGCAAAGAAGAAGAAGAAGAAGAAAAAUACAUUUGCUUGAAUACUUGUGGUUUUGACACGCUGCAGCGCUCACCGGAAACCCGCUUCAUCUCUCGCGCCUUUGGCCUUCAGAUUUGCCAAAAAAAAAAAAAAAAAAAUCAGCACUCAGACUCUCCGCACAGGUUCUUGGUGUCAUGUAGAAAACUUCUUCCCAGAAGAUUAUGGAAGUUGUAUUGUGCUAUUAUCAGUUAAUGUCUCUCUUUUUUUUAGGCUGUAUUAAACGCGACGAAACGUGUCCUCUUUAACUCCGCAACUAGUUAAUGGGAAGAGAGAGAGAGAGAGAGAGAGAGAGAGAGAGCCCCCUCCGUAAGCCUGGAAGAUGUAAAUGGUUGAUGAUAAAUGUUUGAAAAGGGUUUUUAACAGAAUUGGAUGGGGGGGGGUAUUCAGAGUUUAUGAUAUUAACCGAUAUAAUACACUCCAUUUCAGAAGCAUCGCUCAAAACCAAUAAAGCACUUUGCAAAUCCUUGUGCGGUUUUCUUUUAAUGCGGAGUUCCUUACAUUUUAUACAACUGAGAGUUACGAACCUGCUUGGUGGACUUGGGAUUCGAACCAUCAACCUUCUGAUUAGUAGUCCAACGCCUUAACCACUAAACUAUAUAAGAUCGAUUAGUCUCUGUUAAAAAAAAUGUCCGCUGCAAUUUGUGCGACAUUUUUUUUUAAAUCAGAGAUAAGAGUGCCAAAGUAUAAUUUUCCCCCCUUGGGUGGUACUAUCAAGGGGUACAUUUUUGUAUCUUUAGUAGGCCUAUGUAGCCAUUAUAUAGAAAGAAACAUGUGAUGGAGAGAAUUAAAGAUGUGCUUUUAAUGGUUCCAUCGGAGUGAUAAAGAAGAGUAUCUUGAUAUCCAUACAUAGAGAAUCUAAGAUAAGACUGGAGUGACAACACAGAUGCAUCCCUUUAUGAGCAGGACCGUGCAAUGAAAUGAAAAAAAAAAAGCAUUUACAUGCUUUUUUAUUAUACUGAUUAUUUUACGUUUAAUAUCAGGCUGUAGAAGGCCUUGUGAUUUGCUGUAGCUGUCAUUAUCAGUUCAAUGGUUUGGGAUUAUUCUCGUGAGUAAAUAAAUCUGUUUCUCCUGAGGAAAUGAUGAUGCAGAUAUCAGGAGGAUGCUUGAAAUCUGCCUAUAAAUUGAACCAUCGACUGCUCUUAUAUCCAGGUGUCUUGAAAUUGUGUACAUUUUUAGACAAACAAGUCCUCAUUUCCACGGGAAACUAACUAAAUAAACAAACAAACAAAUAAAUAAAUUAGCUCGCGCGCUGACAGACCGGCGUUUUGCACGUAUUUUCUCCCUUACAUUAUAAAUUCACUGAUGGUUUACUACAUAAAUAAUACCGUUUUAUCUUCCUUAAAAUAUGGCA
Hemibagrus wyckioides is the source of this 5226-nucleotide messenger RNA. It is a transcript of the gene pip4k2aa, whose product is annotated as phosphatidylinositol-5-phosphate 4-kinase, type II, alpha a. Gene Ontology annotation, biological process: phosphatidylinositol metabolic process. The transcript is spliced from 10 exons. The record is from RefSeq and is a predicted model, not a curated record. Gene Ontology annotation, molecular function: phosphatidylinositol kinase activity. NCBI's taxonomy places the organism in Eukaryota, Metazoa, Chordata, Actinopteri, Siluriformes, Bagridae. The coding region runs from base 2 to 1216 and encodes 404 amino acids.